This is a messenger RNA of Linum trigynum, 2821 nucleotides long. The record is from the annotation of a GenBank genome assembly. NCBI's taxonomy places the organism in Eukaryota, Viridiplantae, Streptophyta, Magnoliopsida, Malpighiales, Linaceae.
CCGCGGCUGCGAGUUCAUCAUCUUCGACAAUAGCGACCCUUGUCCUACGCGUGUUGCCCUGCCAAUUCUUCGACAAAGUCGUGGCAUGAACCAUAAGUUUUGAUCAAUUCAUUCUUCAAUUGUGAAUCAGGAGCUUUUUGUCAAUCCACUGAACAGGGGGCGUUGAUGUGACUUAGGUCUUUCUUCUUAUAUGCAAUACUAGAAAUGAAAAGCUGAUAAGGGGAGUGAUAAUACUAUUACUUUAAAUACAACUAGUUAUGUGCCUGCCCGAUGGGCGGUAUGUUUUAUUUUUUGUUAUUUUUACAAAAAGUGGUAGAUUACUAUUUCUCUUUGCAUAUAUUUGUUUAAUAUUAUUUAUUAUUCGAGCUUUGUUGAUACAGCGAGGAUUACUGGGCAGAUUGAUGAAGCCGCUCGGUUGGAGGAAGCAGCUCGGUUGGAGGCCUGAGGAGUGCAGAGUUGACGAAGAUUGGUUGUUGCAAUUAUUUUUAUUAUUAGUUUGUUUUCAAUUACUUUUAGUAUUUUCUUUAAGUCCUAAACACAAUCGGAUAGGGUAGUCCUAAACACAAUCAGAUAGAGUAGUUGAGUUUGUCUAUUUAAGGCUUUGAUUGUUGUAGGAAGAGGGCAACUAUUAUUCGAAAUCAAAACUAAACCUAAGGGUUUGCUGUUCGGCUGUUCCCAGUGGAUUCUGGAUUUUCUUUCCAAGCUUGUAGCUGGCAAGCUUAUACGUUCUUUAGAAUUCAAGCGUUGAUUGAAUUCGUGUGGUUUCUGACUGCGUCAGGUGGUAUCAGAGCAGGCUUUCUCCUGUCUCUUUUCUAAGCUUGCACAGCCAUGGGAGAUCAACCGGGCACACGCGCGGACAUCGAGGCUAUCACCACAGCUUUUACCACGGUGAUCACAACCUUGACAACGCAAGUGACGAAUUUGGCGGCACAGGUGAACAACAAUCAGAACAGGAGGGAGAGAGGCAGGAGAGUCGAGCGUGAAGAACAUCCCGGGGGGCGCGCGGUGCUCAACCCGAUUCCGAUUCUGGUUCAGAUGAAGAGGUCCAGGAUGGGGACCAGGAUCAUGAUGAUGAUGACCGACAAAACCGCAAUGACUAUCGAGUGAAGGACAAUAUUCCAUUGUUCUACGAAACCAUGGGAGUCGAGGAAUUCCUAGACUGGCAGAUCGACGUCGAUCGUUUUUUUUUUUUUGACGUCAUGGAGGUACCUGAAAGUAAGCAAAUUAAGAUGAUGACUGUCAGGUUGAAGAGCACUGCAUCUGUGUGGUGGGAUAAACUGGUCGUUCAACGACGACGCCAACGAAAGGCUCCCAUCCGAUCAUGGAUGCGGAUGAAACAGCUGAUGGAGCGUUUACUUCCGGAGGAUUAUGAGCAGAUUCUAUACAAGAUGUACCUUGAUUGCGUGCAAGGAAGAAGAAGUGUAACUAAAUACACCACUGAAUUCUUGCGUUUUGCUGAACGCAAUGAGUUAGGAGUGACGGAAGGAUAAAAGGUUGCUCGAUAUAUCAAUGGGUUGAAGGGCUCGAUCCAGGAGAAGAGGGGGUUACAGACUGUUUGGACCGUAUAUGAAGCUUCCACGUUGGCACUGAAAGCUGAACUAAUGGAGAAGACUCCUAAAUCCUUCCCACCUUUUCGCCGUUUCCCACCAGCGGGAAUCACUGAGAUCGCACCUGAUAGAGAAAAGGUUGUCGGUUCUCAAGAUCCCCACCCAGCUACGAAGGUAAACAAUGGAGCUGGAAGUUCCAACGUGAAUAAAGGGACACCCGUACGCUAAGCCAGCGGGAGAUAAGGGUUACCGUUGUGGAGGACAAGGACACCCCUCUAAGUGUGCCCGACCCGAAAGACGGCAGCUAUCGUGACGGAUGAAUUGGAAGAGGGGAUAAAGGAGGUGAGUACAAAGGUGUGGAGUUUGCAGAAGGGGAUGAACGAGACUUGGGUAUCGUUGUGGGAGUUGGGAGAGUGGUUGAGUCGGUAUCUAACAUGUAUUGAGAAGACGGCUGGUUCCACGUAGGGAUGUCAAUGGGGCGGGUUUGGCUAACCAUCCCCAUCCCCGCUUUCAAAUAUCUAAACCCAUACCCACCCCAUAUUCAUGCGGGAGAAGGUUUUGUAAACCAUCUUCAUACCUGUGGGUUUCAGGUACCCAUGGAUAAUACAUUCCCCAUACAUGCAACAUUAUAAUACCUAGAAUUUACUUUAAAAUUUUCAAUUAUAAUAUUAAACACACCUACUAUAUCAUGAAGUCGACAAAGUGACAAUCAUCUAAUAUGGUUCAAGGCAUCUUAUCCUGAAACAUCAAUUUAUCAAUAAGAUAGAGCACAAUGUAAUACAAAUCAUUAUUCUCUAUCUCUAAUACUUCUACUAAGAAAUACGUCUAACUAACAUAAUACAAUCUUGUUAAUACGAGGGAAAAAGUGAAGGGAGAGUUGAAGCAAAUGAAUUAGGUUUUGAUUUAGAUGGCCACUCAAUUGCAAUUCUACUAAUUAUUUUGUUGAGUUACCUUCACUAUAAUUGAUAGAUUACUAUUUGAUCCAUGUAUUCUUAAUAUGUGAACAAAUAAUAUUGCUAGGGCGGGUAUGGGUAUGUCAAUGGGAUGGGGGAGGCUAAAACCAUACCCCUAUACCCAUCAAAUAUUUUGCGAGUUUUACCCAUACCCAGUUAAAGCGGGGAUUCCCCGCUUUGACUGGGUUGGGGGCGGUCAGGUACCCACGGUCAUGUGUUUGAUUGUCAUCCCCAGUUCCACGGUUUGGUACGGUAAACCGUGGUGUAGACCAUACUAGACCAAGAGAUUAAAACAUCAUAUAAUACAGAGCAUAGACCAGA